Capra hircus (goat) is the source of this 3671-nucleotide messenger RNA. RefSeq names its product STARD3 N-terminal like (gene STARD3NL). Lineage: Eukaryota; Metazoa; Chordata; Mammalia; Artiodactyla; Bovidae. The transcript is spliced from 9 exons. Bases 327 to 1034 code for a protein of 235 amino acids. The record is from RefSeq and is a predicted model, not a curated record.
CUCUGGCCCUUACCGGUCUUUGGUCCCUGGGGCGAGAUGCGACCUCUGUGCGUCGACGUCAGCGUGCUGACGUCAUAGGCCGGGUACUCUAGGAGGUCCUGGGGCGACAGUACGCGGGCGGUGGGCUGCGCGACUUCUGCAGGGCUAGAUUCCUGGUCCCACCCUGCCGAGCCCCGCCCCUCCGCCGGCGGACACUGCCGCGGGCGCAGCCACAGAGCCGCGGUCUCCCGGCCAGCCUGGGGCGGCCGGCCCGGAACCACCCGAUGAGAUCUCUUCCCUCGAGGGAUGGUGAAGUUGGAGAGAGGCUCCUUUAACCCUCCUGCAGGAUGAACCCCCUGCCAGAAGACAUGGAGAAUACUCUCACGGGGAGUCAGAGCUCACACGCUUCGGUGCGCGACGUCCACUCCAUCAACCCUACGCAGCUCAUGGCCAGGAUCGAGUCCUAUGAAGGAAGGGAGAAGAAGGGCAUAUCUGAUGUCAGGAGGACUUUCUGUUUGUUUGUCACCUUUGACCUCUUAUUUGUAACAUUACUGUGGAUAAUAGAGUUAAAUGUGAAUGGAGGUAUUGAGAACACGUUAGAGAAAGAGGUGGUGCAGUAUGACUAUUACUCUUCUUAUUUUGAUAUAUUUCUUUUGGCAGUUUUUCGAUUUAAAGUGUUAAUACUUGCAUAUGCAGUGUGCAGACUGCGCCAUUGGUGGGCCAUAGCGUUGACAACAGCAGUGACCAGUGCCUUUUUAUUAGCAAAAGUGAUCCUCUCAAAGCUUUUCUCACAAGGGGCUUUUGGCUAUGUGCUGCCCAUCAUUUCCUUCAUCCUUGCCUGGAUCGAGACAUGGUUCCUGGACUUCAAAGUGUUACCUCAAGAGGCAGAAGAAGAAAACAGACUCUUGAUAGUUCAAGAUGCCUCGGAGAGGGCGGCGCUGAUUCCUGGGGGUCUUUCUGAUGGUCAGUUUUAUUCUCCUCCUGAAUCUGAAGCAGGAUCUGAAAAUGAAGCUGAAGAAAAGCAGGACAGUGAAAAACCACUUUUAGAACUAUGAGUAAGACUUGUUAAAUGUGAAAAACCUUCAUUGAAAGUCACCAGAAAGAAAAAGGAACUGGAGAUGGGGUCUCCCUAUUGAAGGUUGAAAUGGUGACAUCCACUGCUGACAUUAUUGAGCGGCUAGUAAAGAAUUUAUUUAUUGUAAUACCUCACAGACAUGGUACCACACCCAGACCCAUUUAUGUCGCCUGCCUGUGGCUGGAAAGAUAAUGUCAUGGUCCACCCUAUAUUCAGUGAGACUGGAUCUGACCUGUCAAUGAAUAGUUGCAGAAAGUCUUGUGCUGUGUUCCUAAUCAAAGAGACUUCUUAAUAUAUUGGAAUAACACUCUUUUAGUAUGCAAAAUAUCUUUUUAUUUUGAUUUGCAGAAUGGAAUUUUUUUCUCAUGUUUUUAAUUUCUUUUGUAUUUUUUUUUAACUCCCUACAUUUCCCUUAUGUUUUUUAACUCAUGCACAUGCGCUAUUUGUACAAUUUUAAAAGGUAAUAAACUCCAACAUAUCAAAAUGGUUAGUUUUAUUUUUCCUGUUUGCAUUAUGUAUUUGGCCUAAAGUGUUAAAAUUACAAAAGGGGAACCUGAGGGAUUGUGAAUACAUAUAUAGAAGGUCACCAGAGGUAGGCUCUUUCUCUUAGAAGUAUGAUCUAAAAUAGUCUGAAUACCCUUCUUUAAACCCUUUCUAUGAAAUUAUUUCCCCUUGUGUUUAAUUAGCUUGAAUCAAAAUGAACUCAAUUCUAUUGUGAGCUGUUUUUGUUAAAAAGAAAUAUUCAACUCAGUGCUUCAUGGGAAGCAGCAUGUCUGUCAGUUCCCUGUCAUUAUUCAUUAUGUCAUUUAAGAACAGAAGUGCAGCUGGAGCUCCCUGGGAGCCUGGGGCCUCACCAGAAGGAGCACCUUAUGUGGAGAAAGGCGGAGCUCCAGGGCCAGGCUGUGGACUAAAACCUCCAGACUUCAAUGGUGUCAUCACAGUGAGAACGCCCUGUCCCAGGAGUGGACCCGCGUCUACACCACGACCACACAGGGCCUGAGCCGGACAUCAGUGUGUGACUUUAACCUAGGAAGGAGCUCUCCCCCUACACUCAGGCUGGACUAGUAGGACGUGGCCAGUCCUCCUGGGAGGGCAGGGACCCCAGAUGUUGGCUCUCAGAGAAAAGACAAGAGGAAGGAAGGAUGUGACCUGAUUGUGCUGCAAGUUCAGACUGUGACAGUUGAAGCCUCGACCUCAGCCAUAGAGCCCUGCUUCUCUCUCGGGCUGGAUGGACGGAGUGCAGGGCCUGGACCCCUGCUCUGGACCUGCUGGUUGGGGAGGGGGGCCACCUGCUCUUCGUGCUCAUGUUGCUGAGCAGCCCUCUGCUAUUCACCUUUCACACUGUCAUCUGAUUUACCAUCUGGAAAGCCUUGCUCAGAUUGACUCUGAAGUCAUUUUGUCCCUUUAGGGGGCUUGGGUGACUAGUAUAUAUGAUACUCAAUUGCACAGCUAGGUGACCCCAGGGCCUUCUGUAUCUCGUUUCUCAAGAGGAAGAAAGCACAUCCCUGUUGCACACAUCUGCAGUCUUUCUAUGUCAUUGGGUUCGGGGAUCGGGUCUCAUGUUACCUGGUCUACACUGAGAAAAUAAAACCAAGACAUAUCAGCCUCACAGAUCAUGGACGAGCACAGGUGGUUGGGGGAAGGAGUCCUGUGUUCCAAGGAGUCCUGUCUGCCCUUUUCUUCAGGGUCUUGAGGUGCAGCAUUUGGACAUCUGAGCAUAAGGUUCCCAACUCACAGAGGAGCUCAUUGGAUGAACUCUGUCUAUAAAAGUGGGGAACCUGAACCCCCAGCCCAGAGUAUGUGUGAUAACAACUGCAAGACUGUGCAGAAGGACCUUUUAUUACAUUAGCUAUGACCCUUUGAAAGUGAGCAAAGUUGGUUGUGGUUUAACUGUUCUCAAUUUUUUGUGACACCCUAGCUACACUUUGCAGAGAUCCAGCCAGUCAAGGCCAGUUUAACUUUGAGCUUUUUCCACGAAUCAACCACACUUGACAGAGCAGGUGAACAAAAUUGAAACCUGAGAGGGUGAAACCCCACCAACCACACCAGCACCCUCCUGCUGCCACUCAGGCGGUCUCCCCACCCCCACUGCCCUCCCUUCUCUGCACCUCCCAGGCCAGGGCUGCCCAGGGUGAGAGAGGCAGGAAGUUGCUGAGAGGUUGGAAAUUACCUAGCGUUGCCCUCGGCCCCGGCAGGGAAAUCAGCUGCACAAAACUUUCCGUGAUUUGCUGUUUUUCCAUCUUGCCUUCUAUGCUCUCCCAAUGCAGAAAUAGUUUCAGAUUGCUAAGAGGAGGGCCAGAUAUUUGGGCUAAAGAUGCCUGAUCACAUUCUUCAGAACCAAGAAGACUAAAUUAGAUUUCUUCUUUCUUAUAUCUGGUUGCUCUUCUUUUGUUUCCAGAUCUGAACUUCUAUUUGGUUUUCAAAAGAACUGGUUUCACGUAAGCUGAAGCAAAUUGUAAGCAAACAAACAAAAAAACACCUCAAUUUUAAAGGAGACAAUGUUUUUUCUGAUACACAAAAAGGAUUUCUUCGAAUCACUUAUUUUUUUCACCCACGCACCAUGCAGUGAACUUUUUGUUUUGUCUGUACCUAUAAAAAUAGACACUUGUAUAAAUGA